AUGGCCUUGCUACGCUGCAAGCGAGACCCUUGCGGCUUUAUUUGUUUAAUUUUAACGUAUUUCAGCGUUUUUUAUGCCGACUACGUGGUGAUUCAAUAUGUCCUCGUCCCUGCCUAUUCUGGGAGCAUAUGGUGCAGUCUCCACGGAUCAGCGUUCAACCUGAUUCUUCUGCUGCUACUGGCCUGUCACUCCAAAGCAGUCUUCUCAGAUCCUGGUAUGGUACCUCUUCCAGAAACGGCCAUUGACUUCUCAGACCUGCGGUCCCAGUCUUCGCGGAUGAAUGAGAGGGGUUGCGAAGGUUGGACGGUGUGCAGUCGUUGUGAGACCUACAGACCUCCCAGAGCACACCACUGUCGGGUGUGCCAGAGGUGUAUACGCCGCAUGGACCACCACUGCCCAUGGAUCAACAACUGUGUCGGAGAGCUGAACCAGAAGUACUUCAUCCAAUUUCUGUUCUACACCGGCAUGGCCAGUCUUUACUCAAUGGUGUUGGUGGUGUCUGCCUGGGUGUGGAGGAUCCGCAGCGAGAGGGAUGGGGAUGAAGAGAAAGAAGGAGAGGAGACUCCCAGCAAGCACCUGAUAGUUGCACACUACAUCAUUCUCCUGGUGGAGUCCGUGUUGUUCGGUGUGUUUGUUAUGGUGAUCUUCUAUGACCAGUUAGUGUCUAUCAUUACUGAUGAGACUCCCAUAGAGCAGAUGAGGAAUAGGCUGAUGAUGAAGGACAGAACCUCCUCUUCCUCCCAGCCCUCCCAUCACCCAACACAUACCCGCAAGCCCAAGCUCGCCCUACUACGGGAGGUCUUUGGAAGAGGCUCUGUUUUUUGCUGGCUUCUUCCUCUCCACUCCAGUCCUCCGUCUGUUGGCGGAAUCAGCUACUCUGCUCUACCCGAUUAUGACGUCUGA
Messenger RNA from Lampris incognitus (smalleye Pacific opah), 903 nucleotides. Its product is annotated as zf-DHHC domain-containing protein. The transcript has 9 exons. The record is from RefSeq and is a predicted model, not a curated record. Gene Ontology annotation, molecular function: palmitoyltransferase activity. NCBI's taxonomy places the organism in Eukaryota, Metazoa, Chordata, Actinopteri, Lampriformes, Lampridae. The coding region runs from base 1 to 903 and encodes 300 amino acids.